Messenger RNA from Chrysoperla carnea, 3381 nucleotides. RefSeq names its product ATP-binding cassette sub-family C member 4-like. The transcript has 12 exons. Gene Ontology annotation, cellular component: membrane. The record is from RefSeq and is a predicted model, not a curated record. Bases 1 to 3381 code for a protein of 1126 amino acids. Gene Ontology annotation, biological process: transmembrane transport. NCBI's taxonomy places the organism in Eukaryota, Metazoa, Arthropoda, Insecta, Neuroptera, Chrysopidae. Gene Ontology annotation, molecular function: ABC-type transporter activity; ATP hydrolysis activity; ATP binding.
AUGAGAAUUCGAAUUGCUUGUUGCUCAUUAAUCUAUCGAAAGAUACUGCGAUUAAAAGUAUCAUCGUUAUCACAAACAUCAAAUGGACAAAUUAUUAAUUUAUUGUCAAAUGACGUGAAUCGAUUUGAUUUUGUAUUUGUUUUUCUAUAUUAUAUUUUAAUAUCACCAAUUCAAUUAAUAAUUGUUUCAUAUUUUUUAUGGGAAAAUGUACAGUUUUCCUGUCUAUGUGGAAUUACUGUAAUCGCAUUAAUGACACUUCCAGUACAAGGAUAUUUGGGCAAAUUAUUUGGAAUGUUACGAAAGAAAACAGCAAAAUUAACGGAUAAAAGAGUAUUGUUAAUGAAUGAAAUUAUUUCCGGCAUUCAAGUUAUAAAAAUGUAUGCAUGGGAGAAACCAUUUGAAAAUUAUGUACGCAACGCUCGAAUUAAUGAAAUAAAAAAAAUAAAAUACUCGAAUUAUUUAAAUGCCUACAAUUUGGCCAGCAUGAAUUACACAGAACGAAUUGCAAUUUAUACAACUGCUGUUACCUACGCAUUAUUUGGUAAUGUUGUAACACCAGAAAAACUAUUUUCAUUGUAUCAAUAUUUUACAAUAAUUAUGGGCUCAAUGGCAUUCUAUUAUCCACAAGCUAUUUCAAUGGGAUCCGAAACGUUGGUCACAAUCAAAAGGAUACAAAACUUUUUACUACUCGAAGAAAAAUUAGCGUCAAAUACAAGUACCAAUUCACAAAAAAAUGGUGAAAUUAAUAUAAAAAAUUAUAAUGCAUGCUGGACAAAUGAUAAGGAAACGUUAAGUGAUGUAACAAUUCACAUUAAAGCAAGAGAAUUGUGUACAAUAGUUGGACCAGUUGGAUCGGGGAAAAGUUCAUUUUUAAAUGCAAUCCUAAUGGAAAUUAGUAAAAAUAGUGGAAAAAUUAAUGUAAAUGGAACAAUUGCAUAUAGUUCACAGGAUCCUUGGUUAUUUGGUGGUUCGAUACGACAAAAUAUUUUGUUUGGAUCAGUUUAUGACGAGAAAAAAUAUAAAGAAGUUAUUAAAGUAUGUUCACUGGCACAAGAUUUUCAACAGUUAACGUACGGUGAUGAAACAUUGGUUAGUGAUAAAGGUGCAUCGUUAAGUGGUGGACAAAGAGCUCGUAUUAAUUUAGCAAGAGCAAUUUAUCGUGAUGCUGAUAUUUAUUUACUAGAUGAUCCAUUAUCUGCUGUGGAUGUUAAUGUUGGAAAACAUAUUUUUCAUGAAUGUAUUGAAAAAUAUUUAAAGGGAAAAACUAGAAUUUUGGUGACUCAUCAAAUACAACAUUUACAAAAUGUUAACUAUAUUGUUGUGCUAAAAAAUGGAAAAGUCGAAGCUGCAGGUACUUAUAAUGACUUAUUGGCCAAGAAUUUGGAAUUUACACAACACUUACGAAAGAAAAUUGAAACUGAUCAAAAUACUGAGCUUGAGUCCAAGGAUAACUCAAAAAAUGGAAAGUCGUUAGAUGUUGUACCUUUAAUGGAAAAUAAAAAGUGCUUAGAAAUUGAGGAAGUAGAAACGGGAUCAUAUAACUUAAAACAAUUUGUGAAAUAUUUUAAGGCUGCAGGAAAUAAAUGCGAAUUAAUUUUAUUGUUUCUGUUAUUGAUUGGUAAUCAAAUUUGUAAUAACACGAUGGAUUAUUGGUUUUCCUAUUGGACUAAUUCUGAAGAAGUGCGAGCAAAUACCAAUAUCGACUAUUCAAUAAUUAUCAUUGACAAUAAUAAUUUAACUAAUUCAAAUCAUACGAAAUAUGAUUUACAAGAAUCUUCUCUAGUGGGCUUGAUGAAUCAAACAAAUAUAAUGUAUAUUUUAACAUUAAUUUUAUGUCUUGUCAUAACCACUUCAUUAUUGAAGUGUAUUUAUUUUUAUAAAUUAUGUAUGCAAGCCUCAAUUAAUUUACACAAUAAAAUGUUUCAUUCAUUAUCGAAAGCACCAAUGCGAUUUUUUGAUAAAAAUCCAAUUGGCCGUAUAUUGAAUCGAUUUACAAAAGAUAUUGGAGCUGUUGAUGAUCAGUUACCUAAAACAAUGACGCAAGGAUUUCAAAUAUUUACAACAACGAUUGGAGCUGUUUCAUUAAUUUCCAUUGUAAAUCCUUUAUUAUUAAUUCCAACUGGCAUUUUAUUGUUAUGUUUUAUGAAAAUUCAAAGUAUUUAUUUAGCAACAGCACAAGAUUUAAAACGAUUAGAAGGCAUUACCAGAAGUCCCGUGUUUUCACAUACCAGUUCAUCAUUAACUGGUCUUGUCACGUUACGUUCAUGUCAAAUGGAGAAGGUUUUAGAAAAGGAAUUCGAUAGACAUCAGGAUUUACAUACAUCUGCAUGGUAUUUAACGGUGGUUUGUAAAACAUCAUUUGGAUUAUGGGUCGAUUUACUAUGCGUCAUUUAUGUAUCACUCAUAACAUCCAGUUUUACCGUGAUUGGAAAUUCUUGUUUUACUGGCAGUGAAGUAGGUCUUGCAUUAUCUCAAUCAUUAAUACUUUUAAAUAUGGUACAAUAUGGAAUGAAACAAGUGGUAGAAACAAUUUGCCAAAUGACCAGUGUGGAACGAAUUUUACAAUAUACAAAUAUAGAAACGGAAGGUCCCUUCGAAACAACAAAUGAUAUUUUACCUCCAUUAUGGCCAAAUGAUGGUGCAAUUCAUUUUAAAAAUGUUUUUAUGAAAUAUGAUACAGAUCAACCAAGCAUACUAAAAAAUUUAAAUUUGGAAAUACAAUCCGGAGAAAAAAUCGGUGUUGUUGGCAGAACAGGUGCUGGAAAAUCAUCAUUAAUAUCAUCAUUAUUUCGAUUAUCGAUUAUCGACGGUGAUAUUAUUAUCGACGAUGUUAAUAUUCAAUUAAUUGGAUUAAAAGAUUUAAGAUCAAGUAUAUCAAUAAUUCCGCAGCAACCAGUGUUAUUUAGUGCAACGAUGCGUUUUAAUUUAGAUCCGUUUGAGAAGUUCGAUGAUCAUACUUUAUGGAAUGUUUUGGAAGACGUAAAAUUAAAACACUGUAUCACUAGCUUAGACUUUGAAAUUCAAAGUGGUGGCACUAAUUUUAGUAUUGGUCAACGCCAAUUGAUAUGUUUAGCUCGUGCAAUUUUGAAGCAAAAUAAAAUAUUAGUUUUGGAUGAAGCUACAGCUAAUGUAGAUCCACUUACCGAUGCUUUAAUUCAACGAACAAUUCGUGAAAAAUUUCAAGCAUGUACUGUGAUAACCAUCGCCCAUCGUUUGAACACAAUUAUGGAUUCAGAUAAAGUAUUAGUAAUGGAUGCAGGACAAAUGGUAGAGUUUGAUCAUCCAUGUAAGCUGUUACAAAACGAAAAUGGCUUUUUUUAUAAGCUUGUUCAAGAAACUGGUAUAUCUUUAUUAGAUUAUUUUGAGCACAAAAUAGUUUGA